This is a messenger RNA of Cornus florida, 1914 nucleotides long. Its product is annotated as calcium/calmodulin-regulated receptor-like kinase 1. Gene Ontology annotation, biological process: protein phosphorylation. The transcript is spliced from 8 exons. NCBI's taxonomy places the organism in Eukaryota, Viridiplantae, Streptophyta, Magnoliopsida, Cornales, Cornaceae. Bases 341 to 1633 code for a protein of 430 amino acids. Gene Ontology annotation, molecular function: ATP binding; protein kinase activity. The record is from RefSeq and is a predicted model, not a curated record.
UUUGUAAUUUUCUUUUAUCAUUUUUAUAUUCUCUAUUCUUCACGACUUUGUUUUUCGUGUGAUGCUUCAAGUGUUUUUCGUGUUCUGUCCAAACACAUCUCAUUUGGCGUUGCGUUCGCUCAACUCCGCUCAUCAGAUUCCUUCCUCUUCGUCACGUCCUUCGUAUCAUUGCCCUCGCAAAUUCCAUUCCAUCCAAGUGUUUUCUUUCAACACACACUUAAGUUUCUGCUUCCAAAAUCAUGUGACUGUAUCAACUGCAUCAACAGGUUUAUCGACGAUUUUUCAGGUUUGUUGAUGGACUGGAUGCUUGACUAGAAAAUAUCAUAGCACAAACAAGGAGAUGAAAGGAGAGUCAUCUGGACUGAUUAUUGGGAUUUCAAUAGGGGUGGUAAUUGGAGUACUUUUGGCCAUAUUUGCUCUGUUCUGCAUUAGGUGCCAUAGGAAACGCUCACAGAUAGGAAAUAGCAGUUCCCGGAGGGCAGCAACCAUCCCCAUACGUGCAAAUGGCGCUGAUUCUUGUACAAUAUUAUCAGACUCAUCUGUUGGCACAGAAUCACCCAAAACAUCUGGGCAGAAUGGCAUUUCAUUAUGGAUUGGAGGACUUAAAAGGGCUAAUGUGGUUUCUGCUUCUGGAAUACUUGAAUACUCUUACAAGGAUCUACAGAAAGCAACCUAUAAUUUCACUACACUGGUAGGCCAAGGGGCAUUUGGUCCUGUUUAUAGAGCUCAGAUGUCAACUGGUGAGACUGUUGCUGUUAAAGUGCUUGCAACGGAUUCUAAACAAGGGGAGAAGGAGUUUCAAACAGAGGUUACGUUACUGGGAAGGUUACAUCACAGGAACCUCGUGAAUUUGGUUGGAUAUUGUGCAGAAAAGAGCCAGCAUAUGCUUAUCUAUGUCUACAUGAGUAAAGGCAGUGUGGCUUCUCAUUUGUAUAGUGAAAAUCAUGAACCAUUGAGCUGGGAUUUGAGGGUUCAAAUAGCUUUAGAUGUAGCUAGGGGCUUGGAGUAUCUUCAUGAUGGGGCUGUUCCUCCUGUGAUACACCGGGACAUCAAAUCUUCCAAUAUUCUGUUGGAUCAGUCCAUGAGAGCCAGGGUAGCUGAUUUUGGGCUGUCAAGAGAAGAAAUGGUUAACAAACAUGUGUCGAAUAUACGGGGAACAUUUGGAUAUCUUGAUCCGGAGUAUAUAUCAACAAGGGCGUUUACAAAGAAAAGUGAUGUUUACAGCUUUGGAGUUUUGCUCUUUGAACUUAUUGCAGGCAGAAAUCCACAGCAGGGUCUGAUGGAAUAUGUUGAGCUAGCAGCACUGAAUUCGGAGGGGAAAGUUGGGUGGGAGGAAAUUGUGGAUUCUCGUCUUGAUGGGAAAUUUGAUGUGCAAGAACUGGAUGAUAUAGCAGCUCUUGCAUAUAAAUGCAUCAAUCGUGCCCCGAGAAAACGGCCUUCCAUGAGGGACAUAGUCCAAGUGCUAUCCCGUAUCCUUAAAGUGAAGCACAAUAGAAAGCACCACAAGCCCUCUUUAUCUUCCACAGCAGAAGAGUUUAGCAUUGACGUGGACCAGCAAGAAAAUCGGAUUUCAGUCACAGAACACCAGCGAGUGGAAUCCGUGGAUAGCGCAGCUGACACAUAUGAAGUUUAAACUGUCAGUUUUUCCAUUUGUUGACUUGUUGCAUUCCUUUAUUUUGGUUUUGGCUUGUAAUAUAUUUGCAGUUUCUAUAGGAAGUAGAGGGAAUUAGGAUUCAGUUCAGUGUCUCGUCUUGUAAGUACGGCGUAGCAUAGCACAUUUUCUUUUUCUUUGCUGCAUAUCCCAAUUUUUGUAUAUUUACGAAAUUCAAACGAAGAAAAACCAGCCUCUGUAAUUUUUGACUCUUGUAAUGUUGUGAAUAUCAUCUCAAUGUUAUCGAAAAAGACACCAUCAUA